Gavia stellata (red-throated loon) is the source of this 2721-nucleotide messenger RNA. Its product is annotated as multidrug resistance-associated protein 1. The record is from RefSeq and is a predicted model, not a curated record. Gene Ontology annotation, molecular function: ATP hydrolysis activity; ATP binding; ABC-type xenobiotic transporter activity. Gene Ontology annotation, biological process: glutathione transmembrane transport; xenobiotic transport. NCBI's taxonomy places the organism in Eukaryota, Metazoa, Chordata, Aves, Gaviiformes, Gaviidae. Bases 1 to 2721 code for a protein of 906 amino acids. Gene Ontology annotation, cellular component: basolateral plasma membrane. The transcript is spliced from 17 exons.
AUGGGGAUCGAGAGCUUCUGCAGCGCGGGCCCCUACGAGCCCUUCUGGGUGAGCGGCGGGAUGGGGCUGCGGGGUCUCGGCUCGGCGGCGGCUGCCGGUGUCGGCGCUGAGGGAUGGCGGGAAGCCGGGUGGGACGGAGAUGGUCGCGGGCCGCCGGUCCCGGGCGGAGCCCGAGGGGGCCGUGCCCGGCGGCGGGAGAGCGGGAGCCUCCUGUCCCGGCGCUCACCUUGGGCAGAGCGCGGGCGUCUGCGGCGCGCCCCGGCCGUGCGCCAGCCUCGCUGGCCGCGGCGGCGUGCGUGCGGGAGCACCGGCGCGAAGCGGCCGCGGGCUCGGUGGAGGAGCAGGGCCGUGGCCGCGGGCUCGCUGGUCUCCGGCGGGGUGCGAUGUCCCCCCGCCCGGGGCGCAGAGCGGGAGCUGGCGUGCCUCGUGUGCGAGGUUUCCGUCACGGAAAUGCUUGGAGGGGCGAACUGGUGUGGUGCUGAAGUGGAUGCAUUUCGUUAUGUCACCUUCUGCAUCUACUUCAUCCUGUUGUUUGUACAGCUCAUCCUGUGUUGUUUUCCAGAACGACCACCUUUGUUUUCUGAAACAGUAAAUGAUCCUAAUCCAUGUCCAGAGUUCAGUGCUUCUUUCCUCUCCAGAAUCACGUUCUGGUGGAUCACUGGGUUGAUGGUUCAGGGUUAUCGGAGACCUUUGGAAGCCAAGGAUUUGUGGUCAUUAAAUAAAGAGGACAAAUCGGAGGAGAUAGUGCCAGGUUUGGCUAGAAAUUGGGCAAAAGAGUGGGCAAAGACCAAGAGGCAACCAUUAAACAUAUUAUACUCGCCCAAAAAACAGCAAAAAUCAAGCGACUCAAAUGGUGAUGUGACAGAAGAGGCUGAAGCUUUGAUUAUAAAACCAUCUCAGAAGAGCUCUGAAGCAUCUUUAUUCAAGGUGUUAUAUAAAACCUUUGGACCAUAUUUUCUCAUGAGCUUCCUGUUUAAAGCUGCACAUGAUCUCUUGAUGUUUGCAGGCCCAGAAAUUCUGAAAUUGCUAAUCAACUUCGUAAAUAACAAAGCUGCCCCAAACUGGCAAGGCUACUUUUAUACAGGGCUGCUGUUUGUUUGCGCCUGUCUUCAGACACUGAUUCUUCACCAGUAUUUUCAUAUUUGCUUUGUAACUGGAAUGAGGCUCAAAACAGCUAUUGUUGGUGUAAUUUAUCGAAAGGCACUUGUUAUCACAAAUUCUGCUAGAAAGACUUCAACUGUGGGUGAGAUUGUGAAUCUAAUGUCUGUGGAUGCUCAGAGAUUCAUGGACUUGGCUACCUAUAUAAACAUGAUUUGGUCUGCACCUCUCCAGGUGAUACUAGCACUGUACUUGCUGUGGCAGUGCUUUUCAGAAUUUAGGUCCUUCAGUGCUGGCAGGUGUGGCUGUCAUGAUCCUUCUGGUUCCGAUAAACGCUGUGAUGGCAAUGAAGACAAAAACCUAUCAGAUAGCAUCUCAGAUUUCCUGCUUGGGAAGCUAGUGGCUCAAAUGAAGAGCAAAGACAACAGAAUUAAGCUUAUGAAUGAAAUUCUCAAUGGAAUUAAAGUUCUGAAACUUUAUGCUUGGGAAUUAGCCUUCAGAGAGAAGGUAUUAGAGAUCAGACAGAAAGAACUCAAAGUCCUAAAAAAAUCUGCUUACCUUGCUGCAAUGGCAACCUUCACUUGGGUUUGUGCUCCUUUUCUGGUUGCCUUGUCCACGUUUGCUGUGUACGUCACAAUAGACAAGAACAACAUCUUGGAUGCUCAGAAGGCAUUUGUUUCUCUAGCGUUAUUCAACAUCCUCAGGUUUCCAUUGAACAUGCUUCCUAUGGUUAUCAGCAGCAUAGUAGAAGCCAGUGUCUCCUUGAAGCGCCUUAGGGUGUUCCUGUCUCAUGAAGAGUUAGAUCCAGACAGCAUAAUCAGGGGUCCCAUCACAGAAGCUGAAGGAAGCAUUGUUGUAAAGAACGCAACAUUUAGCUGGUCCAAAAAUGAUCCUCCUUUACUGAACAGCAUUAACUUCACUGUUCCUGAAAGCUCCUUAGUAGCUGUUGUUGGUCAAGUUGGCUGUGGAAAGUCUUCACUGCUGUCUGCGUUGCUGGGGGAGAUGGACAAAAAGGAAGGCUACGUGGUUGUCAAGGGCUCAGUAGCCUACGUUCCUCAGCAAGCCUGGGUCCAAAAUGCAACUCUGGAAGAUAACAUUAUCUUUGGAAGGGAGAUGAAUGAGAGUCAGUACAAGCGUGUGAUUGAGGCUUGUGCACUGCUGCCUGAUAUAGAGAUUCUUCCUACAGGAGACAAAACAGAAAUAGGGGAAAAGGGUGUGAAUUUGUCUGGAGGACAGAAACAACGAGUCAGUCUUGCUCGGGCGGUUUACUGUAAUGCAGAUGUCUAUUUAUUUGACGAUCCUCUAUCAGCUGUUGAUGCUCAUGUUGGGAAACAUAUUUUUGAAAAAGUUAUUGGACCAAAAGGAAUCCUGAAAAAUAAAACACGGGUUUUGGUAACGCAUGCAAUCAACUAUCUGCCUCAAAUGGAUACAAUUCUGGUAAUGACUGAUGGAGAAAUCUCUGAGAUGGGCUCCUACCAGGAGCUGCUGAAGCAAGAUGGGGCUUUUGCAGAGUUUCUUCGUACAUAUGCUAAUGCUGAACAAAGCAUGGAGAACAGCGGUAAGCUUACAAAUAAAUUCUCUUGGGAUAAGCUGAUGUGUGGCAUGUUAAAGGAGUCAUGUUAA